Anneissia japonica is the source of this 2905-nucleotide messenger RNA. Its product is annotated as glucoside xylosyltransferase 1-like. The coding region runs from base 82 to 1671 and encodes 529 amino acids. The transcript is spliced from 6 exons. Gene Ontology annotation, biological process: protein O-linked glycosylation via N-acetylgalactosamine. NCBI's taxonomy places the organism in Eukaryota, Metazoa, Echinodermata, Crinoidea, Comatulida, Comatulidae. The record is from RefSeq and is a predicted model, not a curated record. Gene Ontology annotation, molecular function: UDP-xylosyltransferase activity.
UAAAAAAUAAGAGACUAGGUAUACACUGGAGUACACGACGUGUAGUUAGUAGAUUCAUAUUUUUCUAGAUUUAAUGUACGAAUGUGGACCGUUGUUUCUCUCCACAUAUCCUUCAUGUUCUAUAUCUAUCGAACAAGAGGUUGUCGAAGACGUUGUAGAACUGGACUCAUCAUAAGUACAUUUGGUUUAUUCAUACUAGCAGGAUUUUAUGGGCUUUACAUUGGAGGAAAGGGUGUCCAUCGAGAUGACACACCUUUGUGGGAUGACCAUGGAAAGGCAGGAUUACCACUAGGCCUAGGCCUACCUGCGGAUUUGGUCGCAAAUCGAGAGCAUCUCCGACAGGAGGAGCAAGAUCAUAUUUAUGAGCAUAAUGUUCAAAACAAACCUAAAAUUAAUUUAGAAAGGGCAGAUCAGGUUGAUAAGAAUACCAGACACGUAGAGCAAAAUGCUAACAACAAAAUUCCUGCAAACGAUGUUUACCCAGGGCAUGAUAUACCCUGGAAAAAAUUUCCAGACCCAAUAAUAUUGGAGCCACAACCAAUUCAUGCCCUGCAUGUGGAAAACCGAAAUGACAAGAUUCAUCCUCAGCAACUUAGAGUACCAGCCCCCCUUGGAGAUGGCGAUCGUCCUCCCAAAGCUAACCUUGUAAAUGAAGGAGAAAAAGUUGUUAAGAAAAUGACAGCAGGUGUUGGUAAUAAAAAAAAGAGAAUUGAUGAUCACAAAAUCCACCUUGCUGUUGUGUGUUGUGGUGAUAGGUCGGAGGAGACACUUGUUAUGUUGAAAACUGCUAUCAUUAAUACACAACAGAAACUUUAUUUCCAUAUAUUUGCAGAAGAAGAUUUGAAGCCAGGACUAGCAAAAAUGCUAACGACUUGGCCUGCUGCCUUCCAAGCAAAGAUGGAAUUUACUCUUCACUCAAUUCAGUUUCCAGAGGGUGAGAAUCCAGAGGAAUGGAAGAAAGUAUUCAAAACCUGUGCAACACAGAGACUGUUUCUACCUGAUGUUCUCACUGAUGUUGAUUCACUAUUGUACGUGGAUACUGACAUCCUUUUUAUUCGCCCGCUAGAAUCCAUUUGGUCAUUCUUCAAAGAAUUCAAUUCAACUCAAUUAGCUGCCCUAGCACCUGAACAUGAAAUAAAAAAUAUCGGCUGGUACAACCGCUUUGCAAGGCAUCCAUAUUACGGCAUGACUGGGCUGAAUUCAGGAGUCAUGCUUAUGAAUCUGACAAGGAUGCGCUCAUUUGGGUGGACGGAGAAAAUAGUGCCUAUAUACCGUGAAUAUAAACUUAAGAUUACCUGGGGUGAUCAAGACUUAAUUAAUAUUUUAUUUCAUUUUCAUCCAGAUCGUGUAUUUGUAUAUCCAUGUGAGUGGAAUUUUCGUCCUGAUCACUGUAUGUACUCAAACAAUUGCCUACGGAUCAACGACCAUGGUGUCUCUGUUAUCCAUGGCAACCGUGGGGUGUACCAUAAUGAGAAACAGUGGCCAUUUAGGAUGAUAUAUGAAGCUUUUUCAAAUUUUCAACUUGGAAUGACUCCAGAAAUGCACUUGAUUCAACCUUUACAGCGCAAGUUAUCCGAACCAAAGUCACUGAAUCUUUACUGUGGUAAAACAUUAAUUCAACCUUUGAUAUCCACACUUAGAAAAGUCUUUCAAGAUAACAGUCGCUCGUAGACUUACUGUACAUCAAAAUGUAUUGUUUUCAAAUUCAAACACUAAAUGAAUUAGAAUGCACAAUUGUCCUAGUUUCUAUGCUUUACUAUUAUAAUCCAUAAUGAUCGCUGGCGGAUUCAGUGGUGGGAUUGGGGAGCUGGCCCGGAGAGCUGGCCCGGGUCCCCCUUGAAUUUUUUGAAGUGUGAAAAAAGGAGAUAAUGAGAAAAUUAUAUGCAAAUCUUAAGUCUGGGGGUGCUUUUUCGAGCCAUCUAGAGGCACCAUAAUCAUUAAUUUUCUUGCCUCAGCCCCAACCAUGUUGGGGUAACAUAGUAUACCCCUGGGCCCCCUCUAUUUCAAAUUCCUUGAUCCGCCACAUCUGACAAUAACCUUUAUGAGUGAUAAUUUGCUGUUAUUCACACUAUCUUUUACUGGUGCAUCCAAGCCAGGCCAGUGCGGGCACCCUAAAUUUUAUUAGAUAUGGAAACAUGGAGAAAAAAGAACUUUAUUAAAUGUGUGUCUGGGAGUGAUGUUUCCAGCCAUCUAAGGUGCAAUACUGUAGCCAUAAAAUAUCAUAUCUUAGCCCCAACCUUGGUGGGGCUGAUGUAGUUUGGAACUUCAAUCUGUAAGUGUCCCUUCUUGGGACCCCUCUAUCCUGAUUUGCUGGAUCUGCCUCUUUCUAUGUUGAAUUGCUGGAUCUGCCACUGUUUUAUAUAAUAAUAUUUGGUAUAUAUAAUUGGUCUAUAAGUUGAAUGAUCAUGUAUGAUUAAGAAUGCUUCCCAGAAUGAUUUUUUUAUGUAGGAUAAUCACAUGAAAAGCAUGAACACAUGAAAGCACUACGAUUUUUUUCACUUACCUUUAAGUAAUUUGUAAUGCAUUAAAAGAAAUAAUGCUUUGAAGGGCACUGAUAAGUAAAGUAUACAAACAAGUUUAGAGAAAUUGGUGUGUUUAGUAGCAGAUUUUUACAAAUCUAACAACAUAAUUUAUUGAUGAAAUUUAUCCUGUCACAAAUUGCUCAUUAAAAUAUUAUCUUUCAAAUUAAUAAUAUAGAAAUUAUAUAUAAAUAAUAAUAAUAAUGUAAUGACCAUGAAUACUGUAUCAGAUCCUCAUCUUGCAAGCAGUGUUAUCAAAUGAUAAGUUUUUUUUAACACAUAUGAGGCAUGUUGUGGCAAAAUGGUUAAGUUGUCGCACAGUCCAGUAUUGAGUAAAUGAGCUAUAAAAUAUGGGAGCUCAAAAAAUUGCCUAAAAAUCCAAUUGU